Columba livia (rock pigeon) is the source of this 4527-nucleotide messenger RNA. RefSeq names its product p21 (RAC1) activated kinase 5 (gene PAK5). The transcript is spliced from 9 exons. NCBI's taxonomy places the organism in Eukaryota, Metazoa, Chordata, Aves, Columbiformes, Columbidae. Gene Ontology annotation, biological process: regulation of MAPK cascade; apoptotic process; protein phosphorylation. The record is from RefSeq and is a predicted model, not a curated record. Gene Ontology annotation, molecular function: ATP binding; protein serine/threonine kinase activity. Bases 445 to 2616 code for a protein of 723 amino acids. Gene Ontology annotation, cellular component: cytoplasm.
ACUGAAACGAGAGCGGCUUUGCAUUUCCAGAUAAAAGGCACCGCCGAGUACCUCUGGUGUAUAAAUACCAACUGCAAAAUUCCUGCAGUCCGGGUGGUAGGUGCCUUCAGGAAUACGGCAAGUGCUUUGGUAGGGAGAAAAGAAAUAGGAGAGCAAGGAAUUUUGGAAAGAUAGGGGAAACAGAAAGAGGGAAAAUGCACCGUGAUGAGGCUCAGCUGAAUUGGCUGGUGAGAAGUAGUCAGUUUGCUGCAGUAAUUGAAUCGUGAUUUUCAGGUGUAUUAUGGACAGCUCUUACAUGGAAAAAGUUUGCAGGUGGGGGAUCAGCUGAUCCCACCUCUUGCCCUGGAGGUUUUCCAGCCACAGCCGGACAAAGCCCCAACAACCUGCCCUGGUUCUGCUGCCAACGGGGGACAUGGGGACCCCUCCAGCUGGGAUUUUUCCACCAUGUUCGGCAAGAAGAAGAAAAGGCUGGAAAUUUCCGGGCCCUCGAACUUCGAGCACCGGGUUCACACUGGCUUUGACCACCGGGAGCAGAAGUUCACGGGGCUGCCUCAGCAGUGGCACAGCUUGCUGGCGGACACGGCCAACAGGCCCAAGCCUAUGGUGGAUCCCUCAUGCAUCACUCCCAUCCAGCUGGCGCCUAUGAAGACUAUUGUUAGAGGAAAUAAGCCUCGAAAGGAUACUUCGAUCAACGGCCUGCUGGAAGAGUUCGACAAUAUCUCAGUGACGCGAUCCAAUUCCCUGCGGAAGGAAAGUCCUCCCACCCACCACCAAGGAAACACAAACCAUGUGCCGAGGCACCAGGAGGAAAAUGGUUAUAUCACGUAUUCCCAGUACUCCAGUGAGUCAGACACUACGACAGACUAUGUCGUGGAAAAAUAUCGAGACAAGACUCUCUAUGGGGAAGAGUUAGACAGAUACUACAAAGGGAGCUAUGCCGCCAAGCAGAACGGACACAUGAUGAAGGUGACUUCCCGGGACAUCUAUUAUUCAGAAGUGACACCCCUGCAGUCAGACCUCUCCAGGUUCCUCCCAGAUUACCCUGCACAUCUGGAGACAAAGCCUAAACCGCUGGAAUAUGGCGGCCUAAAGCUGGAGUAUCAGCGAAUCCCCAGCGGAUCUUCCCUGGACUAUAGAGAUCCCUUUCCGUACACCCCGUCCCGAGCGUCGGUGCAGGGCGAGUGCCCCAAGGAGAGGCUGGAGUACAGCGAUGGCGACUGGGGACAUGGCCUAGGCAAGGAUGACUAUGACAAGAGGCCGAAGUCGUCCUACGUGGACCCGGCGAGCCCGCAGCCGGCGAUGAGGCAGCGGUCCAGGUCAGGCUCUGGUCUGCAGGAGCCGGCCAUGCCCUACGGAGCGAGUGCUUUUAAAGCACACCAGCAGGGACAUUCCUACAGCUCCUACACCUACCCCCGCUUGUCCGAAACUGCAGCAGGCAUCCCCAAGGUGGAUUACGAUCGAGCGCAGCUGGUUGUCAGCCCCCCGCUCUCUGGAUCGGACACCUACCCCAGGGGCCCCGUGAAGCUACCUCAAAGUCAGAGCAAAGUCAGCUACUCAAGCAGCAGCUACCAGUACCCUCUGGUCUAUCACAAAGCCUCCCACUAUCACCAGCCAUCCCUCCAGCCCGGCUCACCCUAUAUUUCCACCGCCUCCUACCCUAGCUCCCCCAGUAUCACGUCAAGUGCUUAUCCUCCACCCAGCUGGGGAUCCUCCUCGGACCAGCAGCCCUCCAGGGUGUCCCACGAACAGUUCAGAGCUGCCCUGCAGCUUGUGGUCAGCCCCGGAGACCCCCGGGAGUACUUGGACAACUUCAUCAAGAUCGGGGAGGGCUCCACGGGGAUUGUCUGCAUCGCCACCGAGAAGCACACGGGAAAGCAAGUGGCUGUGAAGAAGAUGGAUCUCAGGAAGCAGCAGAGGAGGGAGCUGCUCUUUAAUGAGGUUGUAAUCAUGAGAGAUUACCAUCACGAGAACGUGGUCGACAUGUACAACAGUUACCUUGUUGGCGACGAGCUGUGGGUUGUGAUGGAGUUCCUGGAGGGCGGCGCGUUGACAGACAUCGUGACUCACACCAGGAUGAACGAGGAGCAGAUCGCCACCGUCUGCCUGUCCGUCCUGAGAGCCCUGUCCUACCUGCACAACCAGGGCGUCAUCCACCGCGACAUCAAAAGCGACUCCAUCCUUCUCACCAGCGAUGGGAGGAUAAAAUUGUCGGACUUUGGGUUCUGCGCCCAGGUGUCCAAGGAGGUCCCCAGGAGGAAGUCGCUGGUGGGGACGCCGUACUGGAUGGCGCCGGAGGUGAUCUCCCGCCUGCCCUACGGCACCGAGGUGGAUAUCUGGUCCCUGGGUAUCAUGGUGAUCGAGAUGAUAGACGGUGAGCCGCCCUAUUUCAAUGAGCCACCGCUGCAGGCCAUGCGCCGAAUCCGGGACAACCUGCCGGCCCGAGUGAAGGACAUGCACAAGGUCUCCUCGGUCCUCCGGGGCUUCUUGGACUCGAUGCUGAUGCGGGAGCCCUCGCAGAGAGCCACGGCGCAGGAACUGCUGAGACACCCAUUCCUCAAACUGGCUGGGCCUCCUUCUUGCAUCGUGCCCCUCAUGAGGCAGCACAGGCACCGCUGAAGCCGGCAACUUUUUGGGAGGAGGUUAGUGCAAAGUCCGCGCAGGAAUCCCAGCGGUCGUGUGGGAACCGCGGGCUGGGAUGAGCGAAACCUUGUGGAGGAAAACCAGCCCUGCGGCAGUGCCGUGGUGUAUAAAAACCCGGGGAGGUGCUCUCGGGGGCUGCGAGGGACCGGGGAGCGAUCCAACAUGGACCGUCGCUCCCCUGCGCUGUCAUCGUCUCGGCCAUCCAGGCGGAAAGCACCAAACGCAAACAAGGUUGGAAAGGUAAUUAAUAGAGGAUAGCACAACCAGAGUGAAACACCAGAAAUUUAUUGCAGGCUGCGGCACUUCUAUUUCAGAAGAACACUUUUCUGACAAAAAAAAAAAGCACUUUUUAUCUCAGUCAUAGCAGCGCAAUGUAUUUUGCAAUGAAUUUGUAAUUUUCUGUACAGUAUGUUUUGAUAACUUGCAGUACUUUGUCAUGUAACCGUUGUGUUAGUUGAAGUACUAAGUGUAACUAGCAAGAAUUUUUUUAACCCUUUUUUAACCCUUUUGAAAACAAAAAACACCAACACCCUUUAGGAAGUUAGAAAGUUUUCCAGAUGUUCCUUUGCAGUGAGGAGAGCCACGGUGGCUCAAAGAGCGAUGGAGCCGGCACUACCAGUGACACCCUGCUGGUGAAUGGUUGUGGGCAUCAGGGUGUCCCUCAUCUCCCCGGUGGUAGGAUGCUAACACCCGCCCCACCUUUACUCAAGGGUCUUCUCACACCGUGGCGGUCCCUUCUUUUCUUUGCCACCACAAGCUCAGUUUUGUUAGCACAAAGAUCUCCGGUAUUCCUGUCUCGCUCUGGCAGUGGAAGGGGAGGGCAGGCGUCUGUCUGUCCAUCCGCCCACCCCACGGAACCCUCCAGAGCUCAGACGGACCGUUGUGAUGCGUUACGAGAUGUUUGCCAUAUAGAAGAAGUCGUGCUGCUGUCUAGACCUUUUUGAAUGUUGAUGCAACAGUUGACUACUGCGGUACAAUUUUGUGUUAUUUGUUGGAUGACUUUGCAUGUUAACUGUAGGCCUAACUAGAUUUGCCUUUAAAAUUUUUAGAAGUGCUUCAUAAUGAUUUCAAUGAUAAAUGAAUUUUAUUUAUUAAUGAUUCUUUUGAAUUAUGUAUAAUAUGAAAGCCAUGUUUUUCAAGGUUUUUUUCUUACUGACCUCAUUUUACGAUCUCAUUAAGAAACACAAAGCCAAUUUUGUGAAAACACAGUUAGUUUCUUUCUUAUGAUGGCAUUUCAUGGUGAAUAAGUUAAUUGUUAUUUAUUGUAGUAAAUUAUAACCAAACAUCUACACCUGGCAGGAGCUGUUGCUUAAAGAUCUUCCUGCAGGACAAAAGAGUUGCCAGUAGUACAGCAGCUCCUUCAGUAUUGCCCUUAAAAAGGUAAAGAAUAUUUGAAGGGAGAGAAACAAUCAAAAGGAGGAGAUAAAUAUGAACUUGAACACCGCUGCUUUCUCUUGUUAACCCUGCUUGCACAUUUUAAGACGACACUGAAGAAAAUGUGUUUGGCUCCCGGUCCCCACCCGCAGAAGCCCCCCCGGCCUCCGGAGGCAUUUCUAUUUUGUAGUCUUGACAACUCAGGAAAACAGGCUGCUCUGGUGAAGCGGUGACAUGCAGGCAAAACUGGAAUACUAGCCACAAAAUUCAACUUUUUUAACCAUCUUUGAAUUCAAAGGGGCUUGGGGUUGGUGGGGAUUUUUUCUUCAAGAUUCAGCACAUUUUAGGCUGUAAGUGAAGAAUUUUCUGCAACUUUCUUAUCAUUAGAUACUUUAAACAGUAUUCAUCAAGUUUACUGAAAGUUUUGUCAAUUUCAAAGGGUUUUUUUUGUGAACACCAACUGCUGGUGAGACAAAUGCACAUGCGAGUUAAAUAAAUUAAUAAAUGCUUUCA